AGCUGCUCCGGAUAGAAAUUUUUCCCUUCAAAGAAGGACGUAUAUCGCAAUGUUUGAAUAUGUAUGGUGGGAGUUUCGCCUCGAGAUUGAAAAGAUUGUGGCUGAUGCCCAAGGAGAUUGGAACAGUUUCAAGAAAGAAAUGCAGAGAAAGUACAAGCUGGGAGAUGGGUUAUUGACAAUUGACCAGCUUCACAACAUCAACAGGAAUGAUUUCACUACAAUAGGAGUUUUUGCAACAGCCUUUGAGAAAAUGGCAGAGCGAGUUCCGGGACUUUCCGAGGAAAUGCAGUGUGUUAUCUUCCUGGGAAAAAUUUCGGGCUAUGAGACUAUGGAAUUGACCCGGGGAGGUGCAUCAGGACGAAAGACGUCAUGGGAGACAAUAAAGAGAAACUUAGCAUCUAGGGACUUAGACCAGGUGUUCCGUCACCAAGUGAAGAUGGAAAGGAAGAAAAGAAAGGAGAUAGGUGUCAUCCAAGGGGCCGACUCUGCCCUAGGAGGAGUACUGAGUAGUAUGGAAACUCAACUGAAAGAGUUGAAGGAUAAGGUGGAAUCUGGAAAAGUGAUGGCGGUCGGACAAACGUCGAAUAAAAUGAGGGAAGGACAACAGAGGUUGCGGCAGGUGACAAAGGAUUUUGAUGGGAUGCCAGUGUACAAGAAAGAGGACACUUUCAGAAUGUUCCUGAGGGAGUUUGAAGAGUAUGCCUUCAGGAGGGAAUGGGAUACUCAACUCAUGUUACUUAAAGUAACAGGGUUGGGAGAAUGCAACAAGGAGAUGGAUGAGAUUGUCUCAGAUUGUCUGGGAUGGAUGACCUUCAAAGCUGAAAUGUGGGCUAAAUAUGGGGAUUUGACAAAGGAUGAGAUCGAAGAUGACAUCAUCUUCGAUGGUACGAAUUUGGAAGACUUUGAAGACAGUAUCGAUCUUUUUGCAGAGAAAAGGAGAUGGGGAGAAAAUAAGAAGUUAGAACAGUUGAUGACAAGAAUAGCACCGAGGGAAUCUGAAGUAGUGAGAAAGGUCAGAGGACGAAUGAAGGAGACGAGACAUCUCCUCAACAAAGGGAUGAUAAGGCAAGGACUCAAGAUGGAAGUGGCUCAGUGAAGGAGGCUAAAUCGCAAGGAAGGGGGAAAUGCGUUGAGAAGGAAGUGGAAGGUAGUGACAUGUCUCGAAAGGAGAAGAAGGGAAGUGAGAAGGUGAAGGAAGGGAAAGAAAAGAAAAAGGAUGAGGAGAAAGUUGAAGAGGCAGGACCAUCAGGAAAUGCUAAAGCAACUACUUCAGAAGAACCUCCAAAGGAAUAGGGAUGGAGGAGAUUGACAGAUGAAGAGAGGCAAAAGAGAAAACAAAGCAACCAAGAGUGA
This is a messenger RNA of Chara braunii, 1353 nucleotides long. The record is from the annotation of a GenBank genome assembly. Lineage: Eukaryota; Viridiplantae; Streptophyta; Charophyceae; Charales; Characeae.